AUGACUCUCGACGUGAUUGGGGUCGCAGCGUUUGGCUUCGAUUUCCAGUCGCUCCUCGACAAGAAUGCCGAAGAGAUCCAAGCGUACAACGACAUUAACCUCACGCCGAGCUUUGUUGGCAUCGUCGGUUUCGUCUUUCUGCCGUUCUACGAGUACUUGCCAUUGGCGUCCAACCAGCGUCGUGCCGAAGCGCAGGCGGGUAGUGAUGCACCCAAGGACGUACUGGACCUCCUCCUCGAGCACGCGUCAGACAUGUCGAUGACGACGAACUAUACGCUGGGCUGGAUCGUCUCAUUCGUGGCGCAGCACCCAGAAGUGGCUGCCAAGGUCCACGAAGAGUGCUUGCGCGUGCGCUGCGAUGACAGCGAUACGGGGCCGACGUGGGACCAACUCGGUCAUCUCCCAUACCUCUCGGCCGUCAUUCACGAGUCCAUGCGCUUGCGUCCGACUGUGCCGGAGUUGCCGUCCCGCCUCGCCCUUGAAGCCGACAUGGUUCCACUGACUAAUGGAUCGUACGUAGCGGUUCCCAAGGGCGCCAACAUCUUUCUCGACAUUAUUGCCAUCCAGCGUAACCCGACGUACUGGAGCCAACCCAAUACGUUUCUUCCAGAGCGCUUCAUUGAAGGCACGGAUGUGUACGAAGCCGACUUGGCGCUCCGAGGCGGCAAGCCGAACACGUUUUGCUACUUUCCGUUCGGCUUGGGCGACAAGAGCUGCAUCGGAAAUCGCUUUUCCAUGGCCGAGAUGCUUGUCGUGCUCUCGGCCCUCUUCGCGAAAUACCACGUGGCGCUGACGCCAGCAGCCAACGUGAACGUGCGCAAGCACACGGGGACAAUCGCGCCAAUUCACCUCGAGGUGCAGCUCUCACCGAUCGGCACGAAAUACAUGUAG
Molecule: messenger RNA, 891 nt
Organism: Saprolegnia parasitica CBS 223.65
Lineage: Eukaryota; Oomycota; Saprolegniomycetes; Saprolegniales; Saprolegniaceae
Exons: 6
Coding region: 1-891 (296 amino acids)
Molecular function (GO): oxidoreductase activity, acting on paired donors, with incorporation or reduction of molecular oxygen; iron ion binding; heme binding
Source: RefSeq, a predicted model, not a curated record